AUGGGCAGUGUAUUGGCUGCCAGCUCUCCCAACCCCCCUCCUGCUGUGGGUGGCAGUACCCCAGGAGGGCCCGGGUUGGUAUCCGUACCUCCUGGGUUCACUAUGCCCCCAGUCUCUCCCAUCUCCCCUUCCUCCCCCUCCGGCAGUCCUCCAGGCCAGCAGGGGGAGACAGAGAGCUCACUACCUAAUCCUGGCACUUUUGAAGAGUGCCACCGGAAGUGCAAAGAGGUCUUCCCUGCGCAGAUGGAAGGAGUGAGGCUGGUGGUAAACAAAGGCCUGAGCAAUCACUUCCAGGUUAAUCACACCGUCACCCUCAGCACUCUGGGAGAUUCCAGCUACAGGUUUGGGGCCACCUACGUGGGCUCCAAACAGACCGGACCUUCUGAGUCUUUCCCGGUCAUGGUUGGAGACAUGGACAACGGUGGCAGCCUGAAUGCCCAGGUCAUUCACCAGCUCACCAGCAGGGUGCGCUCCAAGCUGGCUUUUCAGACGCAGCAGCAGAAGUUUGUGAACUGGCAGUGCGACGCUGAGUUCCGGGGAGAGGAUUUCACUGCCACCGUCACCCUCGGCAACCCGGACGUUCUUGUCGGCUCUGGUAUUGUAGUGGCGCACUACCUCCAGUCCAUCACCCCCUCUCUUGCUCUUGGAGGGGAGCUGGUGUACCAUCGCAGGCCUGGAGAGGAGGGCACAGUCAUGUCUCUGGCCGGCAGGUACACAGGUAGUAAUUACAUUGCCACGUUGACUGUUGGUGGAGCGGGGGCGCAUGCUUCGUACUACCAUAAAGCCAACGACCAGCUGCAGGUCGGGGUGGAGUUUGAGGCGAGCACUCGGAUGCAGGACACUAGCGUUUCAUUUGGCUAUCAGCUGGACGUUCCCAAAGCAAAUCUGCUCUUCAAAGGCUCCUUGGACAGUAACUGGGUGGUGGGGGCCACUCUGGAGAAGAAGCUGAUCCCCCUCCCCCUCUCGCUGGCCCUGGGCGCCUUCCUCAACCACCGCAAGAACAAGUUCCAGUGCGGCUUCGGCAUCACCAUCGGCUAGAGGAGCAGGCGCGGCCGAGACCGCGAAACACGGACUGACACCCCGGGAAGACCGACGGGAACAUCGAGCGACGGAGCGCGACAGACCUCACAGAGGCUGGAGCGCGGAGGCCAUCUUACCAUACUGUUCAGACAGCGGGGAACACUUCCACACAGACACGGUCCUUAGGAAACUAUCCAAUUGGCUUUUUUUUGUUUGUUUGUUUGUUUGUUUGUUUUGUUUGUUUUUUUAAUGAGUUUUUUUUUUAAGUUCAGAUUUUUUGUACUUGCAGGCUGUCAGUCAGGGCUCAUGAAGAGUGAAGGAGUUUGUGCUAAUGGUUUGGUCUCGGGGUCAAGUGGGUUGGAAAUACUGUAGAAUGUUUUGAAUCUGUAUUUUUUUUUUCUCUCUCCUCGUAUUAAUUUUCCAAAUGGUACAUAUAUGACAAUAUAUAUUGCCUGUAUAUAUCUAUUAAAAAGAAAAAUGACAUUUCUUACAAAAUCAGAA
Anguilla anguilla (European eel) is the source of this 1521-nucleotide messenger RNA. Its product is annotated as mitochondrial import receptor subunit TOM40 homolog. Gene Ontology annotation, biological process: protein import into mitochondrial matrix. Gene Ontology annotation, molecular function: transmembrane protein transporter activity. The record is from RefSeq and is a predicted model, not a curated record. The coding region runs from base 1 to 1038 and encodes 345 amino acids. The transcript is spliced from 9 exons. NCBI's taxonomy places the organism in Eukaryota, Metazoa, Chordata, Actinopteri, Anguilliformes, Anguillidae. Gene Ontology annotation, cellular component: mitochondrial outer membrane; mitochondrial outer membrane translocase complex.